AUGGACUUUCAACAGGUGGAUACCAAAGAAAAGAACUCCGACAGGUUACCAUCCCCUUGUGCUCCGGCCUCUGAGAAAGAUGGAAAGGCUGGCUCGCAGGAUGUGCCAUUGUCCGACACUCAGGAACUUUCGCUGCUAGACGAUGAACACCUUAUUCUCCUUCUUCACAAGAUGGGCUACAAACACGCGGACUUGGAAGAUAUUCCGCCGGUUGUUCACUAUCUUGUAGCACGGAUAAAUGAAUUGACAAUAGAAAAGUCACUGACGAUAUUGAAAAAGUGUGCCGUUGACCACGCUGGUGAUCCGAAUAUCACGGAGGAGGAAGCUACCGACCUAGAGCGCUUUACUUCUGGCGACUUUGACCACACCGAUGAGACAGAAGUCUUUCAGUUGAAGCUACUUGCUGCAUUAUUCUACUACCACUCGCCCUAUCCCGAGGUUCGGGCGGUUGUGGGUCCCGGAGAUGAUCCCACUAUCCCAGUGGAAACGUUCCGCUGUUACUUCCUGACCACCACCAUUACUAUUAUUGGCUGUGGACUGACAACCUUUUUCCAAUCCCGUUAUCCGUUAAUCGAAUUCUCCUCGAUGGCGGCGCAGUUUUUGUUCUUCAUACUGGGAACGUUAUGGUCGAAAUUUAUGCCUGCAGUUAGGAUACCCAUAUUUCCAGGUUAUGGUUUCCAAUUGAAUUUGCAGACUUCUUGGUCCAAGAAGGAACAAAUGUUUGCCACGCUGCUGUACAGUAUUACUACAGGCGUCUUCUAUUCUUAUUUUAAUAUCUUGACGCAAGAUAUGUUUUAUAAUGAUCCCACAUCGUUAGGGUUCCAAAUAAUCCUAUCUCUAUCGCUACAGUUCAUGGGGUUCGGACUUGCGGGUCUUCUGAGGCCUUUCGUGGUUUUCCCCGCACGCGCACUUUGGCCAUUAUCUAUGCCCACAAUAGCUUUGAACAAUGCACUACUUGCCCAAGAUGUGGGAAAAGGUACUAGUAUCAGGAAAGUUUUCUUUUACUUUGGAAUUGGCAUGUUUAUCUACAACUGGUUCCCGACGGUUUUUGCUGAUGUGCUCAGCAACCUGAAUUGGCUAACCUGGAUUAAGCCAAAUAACUUCAAUCUCGCUGCCAUUACUGGGGGCAGGUACGGUAUUGCUACAAACCCAUUGCCUACCUUAGAUUGGAAUUAUAUCACACAUUGGGCAUUGGCGUUACCAUUUUAUACUGUUUUCUUGCAAUAUCUCGGGUCCUUACUUUCUGUUGUGAUUAUAAUAGCAGUUUACUACACUAACUACAUGGAAUGUCAGUAUUUGCCGAUAUUUGGUCAACCAUUGUAUAGUAACGAAGGAAAGUUUUUCGACGCCAGUAAAGUGCUUACUGAUUUUAAAUUAGACUGGCAAAAAUACCAACAGUAUUCACUGCCAUACUAUUCAGCUGGAAAUAUUGUUGGAUAUGGCUCGUUUAUUUCUCUAUACACGCUCCUUGCUGCAUACAGUAUUAUCACAGAGUAUGAAAUUCUAGGUGGCGCUUGCAAACGAUUGGGGGUUGGAUUGUGGUCUCUAACGAAGUUAGAUACUUGGAGGAAUCUUCACAAAAAUGACUCCUCUAUCCUUGAGGGUUACGACGAUGCACACUGCCGCGAAAUGCGCAAGUACCCGGAAGUUCCCGAAUGGUGGUUCUUUGCUAUCUUCCUUAUAUCUCUGGUAUUGGCGAUUAUAUUGGUUACUACAUACAAGACCAAUACACCUGUGUGGGGCAUCUUCUUGGCUGUUGGUCUCAAUGUUGCAUUCUUAUUACCACUAACAACUCUUCAAUCAACGACAGGUGCAAGUCUCGGUCUCAAUUUGCUCGUGCAGAUGAUAACAGGUUACUUGCUUCCCGGAAACCCUUACGCCCUCAUGAUCAUCAAAGCUUUUGGUUAUAACAUCGAUGGCCAAGCCGACAACUACUUAUCAAAUCUGAAAAUGGCUCACUAUUGCAAAAUACCUCCAGUGCCUCUAUUCCGCGGUCAAUUGUCCAUGGUGCUGCUGCAGGUCAUUGUCAGUCUUGCUGUUAUUAAUUGGCAGAUUCAUAAUGUCCCUGAUUUCUGUAAUCCAAAAAACAGAAGCGGCUUUAUUUGCCAAGGCCCCAGGACAUACUACAAUGCGUCUAUUGUAUGGGGAAUAAUUGGGCCAAAGAAGGUGUUCAGCUACUUAUACCCGAUGAUGAAAUGGUGUUGGCUAAUUGGUGCACUGUUAGGAGUGCUUUUCGGAGGCUGGUGCCGCUUGUCUAGGAAAUACAAACUCUAUUAUCCACGCAGCUUCAAUCCGGUGGUCUUUGUGACAGGUAUGAUUUCAUUGAUGCCUCCGUAUAACCUAAGAGUUUACACAUCCAAGCUUUAUGUGGCCUUUAUUGGCCAGUAUUGGCUCAGAAGGUAUCAUCUGCGAAUUUGGGAAAAAUACAACUAUGUGGUUGCUGCAGCCUUCAACUGUGGAGUUAUAUUUUCAGCUAUCACGAUAUUCUUUGCGAUACAAUAUCCAGAAAUAAGAUUAGACUGGAUUCUCAAUACGAUUAACGAUGUUGGUAUCGAUGCAACCCCUACACCUCUAAAAGAUGUCAAACUUACCGAAAGAGGUUAUUUUGGCCCACCCCGGGGGAGCCUUCCUUAG
Molecule: messenger RNA, 2634 nt
Organism: Eremothecium gossypii ATCC 10895
Lineage: Eukaryota; Fungi; Ascomycota; Saccharomycetes; Saccharomycetales; Saccharomycetaceae
Product: AGL027Wp
Exons: 1
Coding region: 1-2634 (877 amino acids)
Biological process (GO): transmembrane transport
Molecular function (GO): oligopeptide transmembrane transporter activity
Source: RefSeq, marked provisional